Messenger RNA from Parastagonospora nodorum SN15, 2793 nucleotides. RefSeq lists its product as hypothetical. The coding region runs from base 1 to 2793 and encodes 930 amino acids. NCBI's taxonomy places the organism in Eukaryota, Fungi, Ascomycota, Dothideomycetes, Pleosporales, Phaeosphaeriaceae. The record is from RefSeq and is a predicted model, not a curated record. The transcript has a single exon.
AUGCUACAUUUCUGUAUCUCUCCGAUGCUCAAGGAAGCUGUUGAGCUCAGAAUCGACGAGCUAGGCCGCGCAAAAGAUGCCUUCAUACGUCACUACCAGUCCAAUGCUACUUCGGCGGCGAAUGAUAACACUAUCGUGAGGGCUAAGAAACUGCUCGAGGAAAUCACCACACUCAACCCGGAGCUCGAUAACGAUGAUGAUUUGGACAUCAUGGCUCGUUAUAUAAACCAAGCCUCAACCAACCAUGUUAUCUCAGAGUCGAAAGUACUCAAGUUCGAACAGCAGCUCCGGGGAAAGCUUAGCAAGCAUCAGAAUCGUCUGGAGGUAUCUACGCUACACUGUCAGCUGCUGAGAGAAGCCUUAAACACAGGAUAUACCGAUAUCUCGGCUUUCGAUAAGCCUGAAAGCGUCGACCUGGAAGAUGACUUCGAAGUCGUCGAACAAGAGUUAGAUGAGGUGUUGGAGAGGUUCGAGAAGGAGACAUUUGCUGCCAGAGAUACAAAUACCGAGGAAGUGAAGGCUUACCUUUCUGAUCUUCUCGAUGACGGAGGAGACUUGUCAAAAUUCGAAGAGCUUCGGGAUGAAUUGCAAACAUUCGAAACAGAACUCCAGACAGAUGGCUUGGAGAUGGACCAGGACUUCCUGAUGUGGUGUAUCUUGGACAUUCUCAAGAACGGUAUCAUCAGUGAGGAGAGGAAGAAGACACUUGAAGGCUACUUGCAGUCGCCGAUAGCACUGCGCGAGCUUGUGUCGGUUCUGAAUAUCAAGCCUGUUCGUAAUUUUGCUUACAAGGACACCGAGAAAGGGCUACCCGUCACGGCAUUGCAGAAUGCGGAUGGCCAUUACUCCAUCGUCGUCGAAGAGGGGGUCAUUGACUCGCUCUUCUUACGAGCACUGGGCAUGCGUUGGGCUAUGAAGCUCAAAAGCUGCCUUAACCAGUUCAAACGCUACAGUUCAGCAUUCAUGUCUCCGAAUCUAUCCGAGGGGGAAAUAGACAAGCGCUCAUACUUUCUCGAUCGAGACCCUGGCGAGAUUCCGACAGUAAAUGCCCCAUGCUCCAUCUGGCCACCGAACUUUCCACCUGUUCCUAUGCCGCCACCGCCCAUGGACAUGGGCAUGGGAAUGCCCCCUCCACCUCCUCCUCCACCUCCUGCCGCCAUGGUUGUACCUUCUAAGAAGAGAUACAAGAGCAUGAAGAACCAGCUGUGCUAUCCACCUCCACCUCCACCAUCUCACUGUGGAAGUAUAGCAUAUAGGAGGCAUGCCAAUUACACCCAACAGUACUUCAUGUCGCGUCUACCAACCGAGAUCGGAAGCACUCCAAAUGUCAAGCCCGCAGAGGAAGUCCAGGCAGGCCUAAUCAAAACACUUGCAGUGGAAAGAAGGAUUCGGAAAGGGCUUGACGGCCAGGCCCAUGCAGGCUCCGCUCACUUCAAGUCGUUGGCGUCCUUGCUUCCACACCAAACCAUCCUGACCGUGCUCGAGUUCCUAGGUUUUAGUCAAUCGUCCCUAGAUUUAUUCGGGAGCUUCCUGUCUGCCAAACUCAACAUUGGUCCUGCGGUUCGCGGAGCUCCAGAUCGUGUCCUACCACGUGCUCGCGGCGUACCUGAUGGCCAUGCUCUUGAGUUGGUCUUCACGGAGGCAGUCAUGUUCUUCCUUGAGUUGGCUUUGAGCAAGAAGACAACCUCUGUUCUGUACAGGCUCAAAGACAGUUGCUACUUCGUGGGCAACGACGAAGAGUACAAGCUAUACCAGUACGAGGUCAGGACUUUUGCCAAAAUAAUGGGCCUAGAGGUUGAAAUGGAAGAAACGCAAUCGAUAGGCCUUUUGAGCCUCGAUACAGGGAUCGAAACUGACAAGGUCGUCACUUACGCCCAUCGUAUCAAGAAGCAACUACAGGGUUGUAACAGUGUGCUCGAAUGGGUUGGUCUCUGGAAUAACACAAUUGGCACGUACGCUGCGCACUUAUUUGGUCCUCUGGCGAAUGUGUUCGGCAAGGCUCAUCAGGAAGAAGUGAAGGAGACAUACAAUGUCAUCUACGACAUCAUCUUCAAUGGAGGCAGCCUGACUGCUCACGUUGAGAGUCUCCUAGCCACAUCCGGCCUUACCAACCCACCCGUUUCAAUCGACGCACUCGUCUACCUCCCCCAAGCCUACGGUGGCCUCGGUGUGAAGAACCCAUUCAUCACGCUAGGUCUCGCCCAACAUCUCCCCGAUGACCCCAACGCCGAUCUCAUAACCUACCUCGAAGACGAAGACUUGUACUACAAACGCGCUGCCGAGAACUACGCUCUCUUCGAUGCCAAUGUGUACGCCCGCAAACUCAACUACAUCUUCAACAACGACAAGGCGCGCAUGGAUGCGGCAGUGGGUCCAGGUCGCGAUCUGAACAUCUUCAUGACGAAGGAAGAACUCGUGGCAAAUCGUGAGAAGACUACCUAUCCCAAUCUACUCACUCCCCCUGGGUACCCGUACGUGUUCACGUCGACAAAACUGCCGUCACUCUACGACGUGUACCGUGACAUGCUGUCGGAGCCAAAGGACGAGAUGCCCGAGAGCGAAAAGAUCACGGACGAGGUUACACGACUGGAGGACAAGGGUGACAUGGAGUCCUGGCGCAGCUUGAGCGCCGAGGAUAAAUGGGUGUUGCAGUUGUAUGGUGACGAGUGUUUCGAGAAGUUUGGCGGGUUGGAGAUUUGGAUCGGGGAGCAUGUGCCGCAGGAAGUGUUGAAGUUGGUUAGGGGUGUGGCUUGGGAGGACGACGAUGGCAGUAGCGAUACGACGGAGCCGUGA